Molecule: messenger RNA, 3462 nt
Organism: Myxocyprinus asiaticus (Chinese sucker)
Lineage: Eukaryota; Metazoa; Chordata; Actinopteri; Cypriniformes; Catostomidae
Exons: 18
Coding region: 173-2059 (628 amino acids)
Molecular function (GO): metal ion binding; RNA binding; protein binding
Source: RefSeq, a predicted model, not a curated record
CGGAAGCGCAUGCGCGUGAGCGCGAAUUGGGUGCAAAGGUGGAGAAGAAUCCAGAGAAAACAAUACGGUUGGAAGGGAUGUUAAGUCAUUUUAUAUUGAAGUCACUUAGUACACUUAAAUAUUUUCUAAUUUAGAAUUAAGUCGUAUCUUAUAUAUAAAUAUAUUCACUACAAUGUAUAGAAAAGACACAAUUGGACCGGAGUACUUCCGCUAUCGUAAUGAUGCACGCCUCAUGCGGACUCGCGAAGCAAUGGUAGAUUUUGUUUAUAGUAGACCCUCGAACCACUCCUUAGAUGCCCUAAGUUUUGGCUGUGGAUUUGUUCCAGAACUGGACCGCUUCGCCUCUCAUUUGACACCUUAUAUGUCAUCAGAUGAUGAAGAUUAUGAUGAUUUUGAUAAAUAUGGUGUCCGUACAAACAACAGAUACUGUGGCUUUGCUCACAACUUCCUUGAGAGAGGCCUGCCAAAACCCUACAAACACAUAACACCAGAGGAAGCAGAAAGAAAUACUAAAGAACUGGUGGAUGAAGAAGAGAAACUUAAGAAAAAAGCGGAGAAGAAAAAGCAGAAAAAAAUGAGACAGAAGGAGAGACGUCGGCAGGAAAAAUUAGAGAAGGAAAAUGCAGAUAAUGAAAAAAAUAAACCGGUACACGUUGACCCUGGAUCACAAAAGAAUAAACAUGCAGAUAAAGAUAAAAAUAAAAUGAAAAACAAUAAAUGUUCAUCUGCAUCUCCUGGCCCUCAAUGCACCUCAGCACCUGUGCAAAGCAGUGAUAGCAGUGAUGGUGAGGAAAGCGAAGAAGAGGAUGUCUCAAAUAUUGAACCAGAGGAGCUUGACAUGAAUAGCUGCUUUGUAUCAAACGCAGCAGCCAUCGCCAAGCGCAAACUGGAACAAAAGCCCAAACCUGACAAGAAAGAAAAGAAAGCUACUCCAGCAAACUCCAGUAAACAGCAUGGGUCAGAGGAGAAAGGUGCCACUGUGCCACAAAAACAGAUUGAUAACAAUGUGGAGGUGGAGUCUGCGGAGGCAGUCAGUGCAAAUGAUUUUAUUACAAAAAGCGUGGAGCUGGCAGUUUUGGGUAACCAAUAUGCUGCUUCAGGAAACCUAGAGAUGGCUGUGAAAUAUUUUACAGAUGCUAUAAAACACAACCCUAAAGAGUAUAAGUUAUUUGGGAAUCGCUCUUUCUGCUAUGAAAAGAUGCUGCAGUAUGAAAAAGCUUUAACAGAUGCUGAUAUUGCUCUUUCUAUGAAUCCCAAAUGGAUUAAAGGACUUUACAGAAAAGGCAAAGCGCUGGUUGGGCUAAAGAGGUAUUUUGAAGCCAGACUUACCUAUAAUGAAGUCUUAAAGCUGGACAGCACAUGUAAGGAUGCAGCUGAGGAGUUGAUGAGGGUGCAGCUCAUCCAGCUUAUGGAAAUGGGAUUCACUAGAGAGCAGAGUUCAAAUGCCCUUAUUCUUCAUGGAACUGUAGAAAAAGCCUUUGAAGGACUCUCUGUAGUACCAGGUUUAGCCCCUGUUCUUGUGCCCAGAGAAAAUGAGUUUAUGUCUCGAGAAAGAAACCCACAACCUCCAGCUAAAUUCCCUCUCAGACCUCUUCCUCAGUAUCAGCAUAGACCCAAUACCCCAGCAACUGCUCCAGUUACUUAUCCUCUAGAGCUAUUCCCUGUCUGGGUCGGAAAUCUGGUGCCUUCUAUAACAGAGGGAAGGAUUUAUGCAUUAUUUAAAUCUGUUGGACCAGUCCAUAGUGCAAAAGUGUUACCGGCAAGACGCUGUGCGUUUGUUAACUACACCAAAAAGGAGGAUUGUGAGACAGCUAUCCGAGAUUUCCAUGGUCAUGCUAUUGAUGGAACAACUCUAGUGGUGCGUUAUCCAGAUAGGAUACACACACGACUUGGCGUGUCCAGAGAUGCAUCUACAGAGUCCCCAGGCAAGGCUGGCAAACAAUCUGAUGAAUGCUAUUUUUGGAGGACAACUGGCUGCAUUAAGAAGGAUCGCUGCACUUUCCCGCAUAUACCAGAAAACAAGGGCAUUGACAGACAUAAAGGGGAAUCACAACCCUGAUACAGAGCAUACAGAAAGGGAUUUAUCCUAAAAACACAUCACAAAAACAUACUGUAAUUGUUUAGAUACAGAAAAAAUUACACACGUGCCUAAAACACCCUGUGAGGCAGUGGUCAUUUUUGGUUCUUCCGAAUGCUUCAUUUAUUUUUCUAUUUGUUGAAAUAUCGAUUACUAUCAGUCUAUAAACAUGUUAUUAAGUGUUUUGAGUUGGACAACAGGUAUGAGGCUGUGAUUAACCAGCUCCUUUUCCUUUCUGUGAAGUAUUCCUUUUAUUACAAGUAUUUUUUUUUUUUUAUGUUUUGCAUAUCUGCAAUGUGAAGCUUCAUAUUAUGUUUAAGGCUGUCAAAAUUUGAAUGGUCAGUGAAGGUUCACUGCAGAUGUAAAAGAAAAAUAGCUAUUGGAAAGAAAUGAGCUAAGCCCUUAUGAUAAAUAAUGGCUUACUAUGACCUUGUCUGAUGGUUUGAAACCAGAAGUAUUGUUAGCCUCAAAGGGAUUCCAACCAAUAGGUCUUAACUUUGUCAUGUCAAAGCAGAAAUGGGAUGAGUUUAUUAAGUAUCUUAUUAAAAUCAUGUGCUACUUGUGCAGUAGAAAUGAUCUGCAGUAAACAAAGUCAUACCAUCUUGAGUAAAGAUUUGCAUUCAGUUGUAAUUUUAUACCAAUGCCAUGCUCUCUAAAAAGGUACACUGACACAUUUUCUUUUUUUUUUUUAAGCUUUUUAUUUAAUGAAGUGUAUAUUUUUCUCCAACUGCAGUGAAUUCCAAAUCAAUUUUACACCCUUGAAGGACACUGGGUCCUUCAUGAAGGUUCCUUCCACAGACUAGCCACUUUAAAACCUGGUUUUUAUUCAUAGUAAUUUUGAAGUUUAUUAUCAUGUGAUUCUCGCAAUUCAUUUUGAAGUAUGUUGGAUUUCACCUGAGAUUGCAGAACCCUAAAUUGCGCUUAAGGACUAGAAAAUGUAGCUUACAUUUUUCCCUUCUCUUUUACAAACACUACACAGAGAAACGGUUCACAAUUUGAAAUAACACAAGUAGGCCAUAUUUGAUGUGAAAUGUUUGGAGGUGAGUGGAUUGCCUUUCCAGUUAAUACACACGACAAGGCACAAACAUGUUUUAGCAAUUAUGUAAUAAAAACUUGAACGCAUACACUGUCCACAUCAGAAAUUAGAAAGAGCGGUUUGAGCAUAAUGGACUUAAAUGAAACUAAAAUGAUGUUACAUCCAUAAACUAGUUAAGUCACACAUGCAAGUUUCAGACAUUUAAAAGAGAUAAUUCACCCAUAAAUUACAAUUCUUCAUUUACUCACCCUCGUGCCAUCCCAAAUGUGUAUGACUUACUUUCUUCUGCAGAACACUUUCUUUUUUUUUUUUUUUUAAAGGAUAAUUCAACUCUGUUGGUCCUCACAAU